Messenger RNA from Gastrolobium bilobum, 1546 nucleotides. Its product is annotated as nucleosome assembly protein 1;4-like. NCBI's taxonomy places the organism in Eukaryota, Viridiplantae, Streptophyta, Magnoliopsida, Fabales, Fabaceae. The transcript has 11 exons. Gene Ontology annotation, biological process: somatic cell DNA recombination; nucleosome assembly. Bases 88 to 1200 code for a protein of 370 amino acids. Gene Ontology annotation, molecular function: histone binding; chromatin binding. The record is from RefSeq and is a predicted model, not a curated record. Gene Ontology annotation, cellular component: nucleus; chromatin.
AGUUCUCUUCUUCUUUCUGUAUUUUCCCUCCUCGUUGGUGGUUUUCCUUCUCCAUUUUCUCGUCUCCCAAACACUGAAUCCUUCAACAUGUCCGAUCUCGGCGACGAUCUACCCGCUGCUGCUGCCGCUCUUAGUGCUGAGGAUCGUGCUGGUCUCGUGAAUGCACUCAAGGAUAAGCUUCAACUCUUGGCUGGGCAGCAUGUGGACAUCCUGGAGACACUGUCACCCAUAGUCAGGCAACGAGUGGAGGUUCUCAGAGACCUGCAGAGCCAACAUGAUGAGUUGGAAGCUAAGUUUUUAGAGGAGCGAGCACAGUUGGAAUCUAAAUACCAGAAGCUUUAUGAACCUCUUUACACAAAGAGGUUUGAGAUUGUCAAUGGCGUGGUUGAGGUUGAAGGAAUUACAAAUGAAACAGUACUGGAAGAAGAAAACAAAGCUGUAGAAGAGAAAGGAGUGCCUGACUUCUGGCUAACUGCGCUGAAGACCAAUGAAAUACUUGCGGAAGAGAUCACUGAACGGGAUGAAGGGGCCCUCAAGUAUCUUAAAGAUAUUAAGUGGUGUAGAAUUGACAAUCCUAAGGGCUUCAAGCUGGAGUUUUAUUUUGAUUCUAAUCCUUAUUUCAAAAAUUCUGUGCUAACAAAAACAUAUCACAUGAUUGACGAUGAUGACCCUAUAUUAGAGAAAGCAAUCGGAACGGAGAUUGAGUGGCAUCCAGGAAAGUGCUUGACACAAAAGAUUCUUAAGAAGAAGCCAAGGAAAGGAUCAAAGAAUGCUAAACCCAUCACAAAAACAGAAAAAUGUGAAAGUUUCUUCAACUUUUUCAACCCUCCUCAAGUCCCUGAGGAUGAUGAUGAUAUUGAUGAUGAUGUUGUUGAAGAGCUCCAGAAUUUGAUGGAACAUGAUUACGACAUUGGUUCUACAAUCCGGGACAAAAUUAUUCCUCAUGCUGUAUCAUGGUUCACGGGGGAGGCUGCUCAGAGUGAUCCUGAGGAUAUAGAAGAAGAUGAAAAUGAUGAGGAUGAGGAUGAGGAUGGGGAUGGUGAUGAGGAUGAGGAUGAGGAUGAGGAUGAUGAUGAUGAUGAUGAAGAUGAUGAGGACGAUGAGGUAGAGGAAGGGAAGAGCAAGAGUAAGAGGGGUGGCAGGACCCAACCUGGUAAAGAGCAGCUGACGGAGCGCCCUCCUGAAUGCAAACAGCAGUAGUGUUUAGUUGCGUGCAACAGACCUGAAUAUAUUUAGUGUCAGCGGAGUAAUUACUAUGUAGGCUCUGGGUUAUUUCAGUCAUAAGCUGCAAUUUGAAAUUUAUUGUCUAGUCUUUGUUUUUGUUUUUGUUUUGUUAAUUUGUUAGGUCUCUGCUUGGGUUUCCCGGGUGUCUUUAGGUUGCCCUGUGAUAUGGAUUUUAUUUCUUUCUUUUUUUAAAAAAAGAAAAGAGUGUUGAGUAUAUUUGUGUCAUUGUCCAUAUUUACUGUGUGUCUGUAUUAUAUGAAACUGUACAGAACCUACUUACAUUGCUCUGCUUUUUCUACCAAAUUAUUCAAAUUUUGUGAAU